UGUUAAUAGAAAUUUACAGCUGGCAACUCCCUUUUCGCAUAAGUGUCGCCUGGCGUGAACACGCGGAUUUUACUUCGUGGAUUUUUCAAUUGUUAAAUAAGCUGCCGAUAUGACGAAGAAGCGCCGUAAUGGUGGACGCAACAAGCACAAUCGCGGCCAUGUGAAGCCCGUGCGCUGCACCAACUGCGCCCGCUGUGUGCCCAAGGAUAAGGCGAUCAAGAAGUUUGUCAUCCGCAACAUUGUCGAGGCGGCCGCUGUGCGCGACAUCAGCGAGGCCAGCAUCUGGGACACCUAUGUGCUGCCCAAACUCUACGCCAAGCUCCACUACUGCGUCUCGUGCGCCAUUCACUCCAAGGUGGUGCGUAAUCGUUCGCGCGAGGCACGUCGCAUUCGUACCCCGCCCGUGCGCUCCUUCCCCAAGGAUAUGGCGCGCAACAACCAGAAUAGGAAGUAAAUGCGUUAGCAAAAGGCGGCUUGCUUAUAGAAACAUCAUCAACAACAACAACAACAACAGCAACUACAACAACAACAAUCCACACACACACUAUUGUAAAGUCUAGGUACGAUUCUGGGAUGAACUGCACGCAAUCGGGCAACGUCCGGCGUGGCCAAAUAUAAGCAUUCGGUUUUUUAAACAA
Drosophila novamexicana is the source of this 638-nucleotide messenger RNA. RefSeq names its product 40S ribosomal protein S26 (gene RpS26). The coding region runs from base 110 to 454 and encodes 114 amino acids. Gene Ontology annotation, molecular function: structural constituent of ribosome; mRNA binding. NCBI's taxonomy places the organism in Eukaryota, Metazoa, Arthropoda, Insecta, Diptera, Drosophilidae. Gene Ontology annotation, cellular component: ribosome; cytosolic small ribosomal subunit. The record is from RefSeq and is a predicted model, not a curated record. The transcript is spliced from 2 exons. Gene Ontology annotation, biological process: translation.